GGUCCAUGGACAGCUAUUUACACGCAGCAGCUUGUUUCAGGAUGACCACGUUCAGACAAAGCCGCUCUCGUCUGAGGACACCUCUCAACCGUUGCUGGCCGUCCUGGUUAUGGGUCUGCUUUGCGGCGCUGGUGGGAACAGAGCCGAGACGUACACAGGGGCUGAAGGUGACGCCGACAGGCCUGGAGACCAUCCAGAGGGCUGAGGGCGACUCUGUGGCCUUGGGUUGCAGUUACACACUGAGCCCAUUAGACAGAGGAGAAAUUGACAUCGAGUGGUCUGCGCUCAGCCCCGACACUACAAAGAAGGAUCAGCUGCUUCUGUCAUACACCAGCGGCGCCACGUACCACCAUGGUGGUCCCGGAGUUGCUGAAGGCUUCAGCUUUGCCGCGGGCAAUCCUUCCAAGGGGGACGCUUCUCUCGCCAUCUCUCAGCUGUCACGCCUUCACAGUGGCACCUACCGGUGUAAAGUGAAGAAGUCACCUGGGGUGGACACCCGCAAGGUGUCACUGGUGGUUAAGGAGAAGCCAUCUGUACCUAAGUGCUGGCUGGAAGGAGGCGAGCGCGUCGGCGAUGCCGUUUCGCUGCACUGCCGGUCCUCUAAAGGAUCCACUCCCUUAAAAUACAAGUGGCGGAGAGAAAGCAAAGACCCCAUGCCUGCUGCUGCCACGCAGGACGGCGCGACCGGGGAGUUGAGAAUCGGCAACCACACACAAAGCUUUGCAGGGAUCUACCUUUGUGAGGUGAACAAUGCGGUUGGAGCUGAACGCUGCAGGAUCAGCCUGAGAGCCAACAAGCCUCCAAACAGAGCUGCGGUGAUGGGCGGCAGAGCCGUGGGGUCUCUUCUCCUCGUCCUCAUCCUGCUGGUGUUUGCUGGGCUCCUGAUCUGGAAGCUGAAGGACAGACAGCACAGUGACAAGGAGUUCUCCAACGAGAUCAGGGAGGACGUGCCGCCACCUGACAGCCGCCCGGUGAGCCGGCACACAGGUCGGAACGCUGGUCAGACCCCUCAGAGCGCUUACGGUUGGGCGGAUCAGAACGAGGUCAGCUCUUUCAUCGCGGGGCGCACACACAACCCCUCCAGCUACAGCCAAGGACAAACAGCAGUCAAACACACACCGGCCGGAUACGACAGCAAGCACCGGUACGCGGUGUGAGGAACAAGGAUUUUAACUUGGACACUGCGGGGCAGUCCGCCCAAAAAAAAAAAAGAAUAGUUAAAUAGUCAUGUAAUAAUAAUGCAAGAUGAAGGUUAAGAAUUUCCAAAUAACAAAAAACACUUUUGACACAUUUGCAGAUGCAUCUUAAUAAAUGGAAAUGUCAUUAAAAAGUUGAUUAUUUUAACAAUUCAAUUUAAAAAGUGAUGCAUUAGUAGAUGCAUUAGAUACAGAAUUAUAUAUUUCAAGCAUUUAUGUGUAUUCUUUUUAGUGAAUAUGGCUUGGAGAUCUUAAAAACCAAAAUACAGUUUCUUGGAAAAUUUUAAUAUUACAUACGGUAAAUAAAAAAAAGUUGCCAUUUUUGUCCAACAGACAGUGAAAGACAACCUCCACAAAAGGUCAUUGUUGACAAGCCGACUCACCGAGGUCUGCAUCCAAGUAUUUUAAUGGAACCUUUAGUUGAGGGAAAACAUUUUGGAAGAAACCCUAGCAACAAGGAUAAGGGCAACCUUCAGAGGAAAAGUAUGCAGUGAGCAGUACACGGACAUACUUUCUAGAGAAAUCUGAAUUUUGGGUUCCUAAUGUUGUUGGUCAAUCAUAAAAUUUAACACAAAUAA
Fundulus heteroclitus (mummichog) is the source of this 1774-nucleotide messenger RNA. It is a transcript of the gene vsig8a, whose product is annotated as V-set and immunoglobulin domain containing 8a. Lineage: Eukaryota; Metazoa; Chordata; Actinopteri; Cyprinodontiformes; Fundulidae. The coding region runs from base 6 to 1157 and encodes 383 amino acids. The record is from RefSeq and is a predicted model, not a curated record. The transcript has 8 exons.